GCGCCAAAAGUUAGUCAAAGUGUUUGUUGAAGUAAUUGAUGACAAAGUGUUUGAUUUUAAUUAAAUAUUUAUUGAAAACACUUUUCCGAUCGACAAUGUCUUCAACCAUUCAAACAGAGAUCAACUUCUCUGUCCGCAAAAGUGGCCGAAAGACUAAAAAAGUCAAUUAUAAUGAAAAAGAGAUCACAAAAUGUAUGAUCAAUGAGACCAUUGAAACAAAGACUGCAAAAACACCGAAAAGUAAAACUCCGGCGAAGACUAAGACAAAGAUUACGGCUAAACGACUAUCAAAUUGUGAUACUAUUGACAAUAAAGUGGAUGAAAAUAAAGAGAGUUUGGCUGUGAGUCCAACAAAAGUCAAGAAAACAUUACAUGAAAGUCAACCCAUUUCUGUCUUAUCAAAGACUAAGCAAUUUCUGAGUCCAUCAGUCGUCGACUCAGUCAUUGGCAGAGAUAAUGAGUGUACGCGAGUCCGACAACUGGUCACUUCACAUCUCACGUCUAAACAAGCGGUUAGUGUUUACAUAUCGGGUUCGGCCGGAACUGGAAAGACAUUGUCUGUGACUUAUGUUUUGGAUCAACUGAAGCAAACGUUUAACUUUAACUUAAUUACCAUUAAUUGUAUGACUUUUCGUAAUGCAAAUGCUAUUUAUAACAAAAUACUGAAUGAAUUGAAACAAAAAAGACAUUUAAAACAAAGCGAUUGUUUGCAAGCAAUCAAUGUUUUACUUACUGGCCGGUCAUCAGAUGAAAUGGUUGUCUUAGUUCUCGAUGAAAUCGACCAAUUGUUGGACAGUAAGGGUCACGAUGUGCUCAAUACUAUAUUCUUGUGGACAAAAUUGACCAAAAGUAGGCUAAUUCUCAUCGGAAUUGCCAACUCAUUAGACUUUACUUCAAGAGUAUUGUCGCGAAUCAAAGCAAUCGGUGUCAACAAUAUAGAAGAAUUACAUUUCAAACCAUACUCUACACAACAGAUUGUGGCCGUAAUUGAGAACCGAAUCCAAAGAGCGAGUGAUCAACAAAAUGUUGUCAUUACUCCUCUGGCCAUUCAAUUAUGCGCUCGAAAGAUAGGAACAGUUUCGGGUGAUAUUAGAAAGGCUUUGGAUGUUUGUCGACGAGCUCUUGAAUUGGUUCAAAAUACAGACAAACCGGUGAUUAAUUCAAAUAAUCCAUUAAAGCUAUCCAAUGAUGACGGCUUCAACAGUGGAUCCCCUAAGAAGACUGUCCAACACAAUGGAACCAAUUGUGUAGAUGUGCCGCAAAUUAUGGCAGUUUUGAAUCGAGUUUACGGACAGAAAUUUGAAACGGAAUCCAAACACAAAUUACCAUUUAAUCAACAAAUCAUUUUGUGUUCACUUUUAGUGAUCUUUAAACACAAAUCCAUCAAAGAAGUCAAACUAAGUGAAUGUCACCAUAUAUUUGGAAAUAUUUGCGCUAAACGUGGCAUCAAUUCUGACAUUAAAAGUGAAGGACAACUACUAAGUAUGUGUCAGCUCUUAGAAGAUUAUGGAUUAGUGGCCAUAAAGUCUUCUUGUGGUCAAAGUGUCAGAAACGCCAAAAUCUCUCUUAAAGUCGACGAAACAGAGAUCAGACAAGUUUUAAGUGACACACAAUUUCUUAACGCUAUUCUGAAUCAAUCGACUAAUUUUAUUUCAUAA
Oppia nitens is the source of this 1658-nucleotide messenger RNA. RefSeq names its product cell division control protein 6 homolog (gene Cdc6). The transcript has a single exon. Gene Ontology annotation, molecular function: ATP hydrolysis activity; DNA replication origin binding. Gene Ontology annotation, biological process: DNA replication initiation; mitotic DNA replication checkpoint signaling; cell division. The record is from RefSeq and is a predicted model, not a curated record. The coding region runs from base 39 to 1658 and encodes 539 amino acids. Gene Ontology annotation, cellular component: nucleus. Lineage: Eukaryota; Metazoa; Arthropoda; Arachnida; Sarcoptiformes; Oppiidae.